Molecule: messenger RNA, 2197 nt
Organism: Physcomitrium patens
Lineage: Eukaryota; Viridiplantae; Streptophyta; Bryopsida; Funariales; Funariaceae
Product: ubiquitin carboxyl-terminal hydrolase 4
Biological process (GO): protein deubiquitination
Cellular component (GO): nucleus; cytosol
Molecular function (GO): cysteine-type deubiquitinase activity
Source: RefSeq, a predicted model, not a curated record
UCUUCCUGCCUGCCUUCUUGUUGCUCUUCCUUUCGUUUCCUUCCUGCUGCAUCGUGCGGCUCGUCUUGUCGCGUUUCAUGUUCCUGGCGAUGGCCUGUGUUCCCUCUGUCCCAGGGGUGCUGCUGCCGUCUUGCUCGCUCUUGUGUUUGUUCCCUCAGGCGAUUCGUCGCGCAAAGAAGAGAGACGACUUUUGACGCUAAGACGAAGAAAAAGAAGAAGAAGAAGCAGAAGAAGCAGAGGUUGAUGACGAUGUGAGAAUUGGCGGAGUGGCGGGUGGGGAGGAGAUUUGGAGGAGUUAUUGGCUGGGCCAGGGGAGUAGCAGCUAGACGAAGACGCUUUUUGGUCAUGGGAGCCUCGAGUUCGAAGCUGGAGAAGGUAUUGGGAGACCAGUUUCCAGAGGGAGAACGAUACUUUGGGCUGGAGAAUUUCGGCAACACCUGCUAUUGCAAUAGUGUUUUGCAGGCUCUGUACUUCUGCGUUCCAUUCAGGGAACAACUUUUGGAGUACUGUGGUCAGAAGAAACCUGUUGCGGAAUCAGAAGAGAAUCUGCUGACUUGCUUGUCAGAGCUCUUCACACAGAUAAACUCACAGAAGAAGAAGACUGGUGUGAUUGCCCCGAAGCGUUUUGUUCAAAGGGUGAGGAAGCAGAAUGAGCUAUUUCGGAGUUACAUGCACCAGGAUGCUCACGAGUUUCUGAACUUUCUGCUGAAUGAGCUAGUUGACAUCUUGGUAAAGGAGGCACAAGCGGCUAAUUCAAAUUCAGGCUCUCAUACAUCCCCAGAGAAGGUGGUGGGCAACGGGGCAACGAAUGGAUUGGCGAAUGGGAAUCACAAGGAACCAGUUGUUACCUGGGUGCACAAGAUUUUUCAGGGUACGCUGACAAAUGAAACCAGAUGCUUACGGUGUGAAACUAUCACCGCGCGAGAUGAGACGUUCUUAGAUCUGAGCCUUGACAUUGAGCAGAACAGUUCUAUCACGAGCUGCCUGCGGAAUUUCAGUUCCACAGAAACACUCAACGCGGAGGACAAGUUUUUUUGUGAUAAAUGUUGCAGUUUGCAGGAGGCUCAGAAGAGGAUGAAAAUCAAGUCACCGCCUCGCAUUCUAGCACUCCACCUGAAGCGGUUCAAGUACAUCGAGCAGUUGGGGCGUUAUAAGAAGCUGUCGUACCGUGUAGUGUUCCCACUGGAAUUGAAGCUUUGCAACACGACGGACGAUGCACCUGGGUCGGAGGCAGAAUAUUCGUUGUUUGCUGUGGUGGUGCAUGUUGGGAGUGGACCAAAUCAUGGUCAUUACGUGAGUCUGGUGAAGAGUCAUAACCACUGGCUUUUUUUCGACGAUGAGAAUGUGGAGAUCAUUGACGAGUCCAUAGUUCAGACAUUUUUUGGAUCCACUCAGGAAUAUUCUAACAAUACAGAUCAUGGAUACAUUUUGUUCUACGAGAGUUUGGAUCAGAAGAAGUAGGAUUCGGAAUUGGGAAAGCUGACAAAACUUAGAUUGUGUUGAAAGAUUGGUUGCCGUCGGCUCCUGGCAUAUCUUUCCUUUCUUUUAGAACGACGCGUAACGGUUGUCGGUGCUUAAUGAAUAUGCACCUACAACCAUUGUUGGAAAUGAGUGUUCUAGAUGGACAAAGAUUACUGUCGAAUAAGAAUCCGCAUAACUCUCUGUCAUUUUACAGCUGUAACUGACUAGUAUAAUCACUAGUCUACUUGCUGAUGGGGCGGAUGAUUUCGAUCAGAGGUGAGGAUGGCAAUAUCUUGUGAGAUAUGCAAAAAGAUUAUGGUUUGUUUUCAAAGAAAUCUUAGAGGUUUUGUUUGAGGACAUCCAUUCGGUAAUUAAUUACAAAUUUCUCACUUACAACUGGAGUUGUACGUGAUUGUGGUAGAUGGUAGAAGAGCCGAGCAGGAACGGCAGUAAUCAAGUAUUGUAUCAACUAUUGUGAUGUCUCUCAUGGAUAACUCAUGUAAUUUGAAAUUCUUCGAAAGUGUUCGAGCGGGGUUGGCAUACUGGAUGAUCUGUAAUUGGUAUGUGGAGGUAGGAAAUACGAUUGUGAAGAACGGAUUUCCUUCCAUUGAAUAGAGAGUUGAAGCUGGUGCCCUAGAUACAAGCUUUAGUAUUUUUACCAAACUAGGUAGGAUUAUCAAGUUGGGCAUUAAGUCUUGUACAAUUAUGUUUACUAUGAAGUUGGUGUUGCAUUCAA